Molecule: messenger RNA, 675 nt
Organism: Lizanozyma spartinae
Lineage: Eukaryota; Fungi; Ascomycota; Pichiomycetes; Serinales; Debaryomycetaceae
Exons: 1
Coding region: 1-675 (224 amino acids)
Biological process (GO): glycerophospholipid catabolic process
Cellular component (GO): cytosol; extracellular region; plasma membrane
Molecular function (GO): A2-type glycerophospholipase activity
Source: RefSeq, a predicted model, not a curated record
AUGUUGUGGAUGGCAUGGCUAUCAGGAUUGUUGUUUGAACAACAAAUGACAAAGAGCAUCCACAAGACACAUAUAGCUGACAUGAUUUACUUUAAGGGUGGAUUUUUUGGUAACCUUGUUCAAUCAAUGAUUGGCCAGAAGAAGAAGGGGAACUCAACUGCAGUAGCGUUUAUUACCAAGCCUUCAUCAUCACCAAAUAAUUCAACAAGUAAAGUAGCCAGCGGUCUAUUUGCUUACUAUGAACGAUUGCAUUCUGAAGUGAGGGCUAAAAGACAAGCAGGCUAUUACAUCUCCUUUACUGAUUAUUGGGGAAGAGCCCUAUCAUACAAUGUGUUUGCUACAGAUACACAGAACCCAGGUAUUUCCCUUUCCAUGGCAAUAAACAAGCCUUCCUUUCUACACCAUCAACAGCCAUUCCCUAUAGUGGCAUCUAUCAGCACCAAUCUUACCUCUUCCAACUGCUACAAUUCAUUUCUCAUGGAGUUCACUCCCUAUGAGUUCGGGUCAUGGGACUGUUAUCUUAAGGCUUUUGUUCCCGUUAAGUACUUGGGUACUCCGUGUAACAAUGACACUUCUGCUAUCCCUACGGAGCUUGCAAACACUUCAAUGUGUAUUCUGGGAUACGAUUCUGUUGAAAUGGACGUUCUAUAUCUUCUAUACGAGUCAUAUUGUUAG